Messenger RNA from Penaeus indicus, 405 nucleotides. RefSeq lists its product as uncharacterized. The record is from RefSeq and is a predicted model, not a curated record. Lineage: Eukaryota; Metazoa; Arthropoda; Malacostraca; Decapoda; Penaeidae. The coding region runs from base 1 to 405 and encodes 134 amino acids. The transcript has 3 exons.
AUGCGAAUCCACGAAAGGCACCUCCGCAGACCCUAUGGCAGUGGUUUUCGGGGUAACCGCCCUCGUGGGGAGUACGGGAAGCCUGGCAACAGCCUGGCACUACCCAGCAACCCCCACACCCGCCCACCGCCCCACACCGGCCCACCGCCCCACACCGGCCCACCGCCCCACACCGGCCCACCGUCCCACACCGGCCCACCGUCCCACACCGGCCCGCCGCCCCACACCGGCCCACCGCCCCACACCGGCCCGCCGCCCCACACCGGCCCACCGCCCCACACCGGCCCACCACCCCACACCGGCCCACCGCCCCACACCGGCCCACCGCUCCACACCGGUCCGCCUCCCCACACCAGACCGCCUCCCCACACCAGACCGCCGCCCCACACCUUCGCCACUCAAUGA